AGAAUUAGUGUUGAUAAUCGGCAAAAAUCAAACGGCAGUCAGAAAGACGGCAAAGAUUGUAAAAUUUAGAUUUAACUGCAUUUAAUCAUGGUUUCCCGAUUUGACCAACAAAAGACCAAGCACCAGCUCUUCCACGUGUCCCUCAGUUUGGCCACCAUCCUGAUCUGCAUGGCCUACAUGCAGUAUCGCCGGAAUUGGGCACAUCUUGGCAGCUUCUGGGACUCGUUGGUUGUCCCGAUAGUUUUUCUCGGAGAGCUGCUAAAAGUUGUAUUGGCCCGAUUUUAUGGACGGGUGGAGGAUGGUGUUCUAACCGUCAAACAGCGCCAGAAAAAGGCCUCGUACUUCACGCCGCGGGAGCUCCUGGGCGGAUUCACCCUUCAGUUUCUGUGCACGCUACUCUACGCCUUCAUCUGCAUUAUUUUGGGAGCCCCUGUGCUGGGCAACUACGAGCAGACCUUUGUCCUAGCCUUACUGAUGACCCUGCUAACAGUCUCCCCCACUGUUUUCCUGCUCGGGGGUGGAGGAGCCCUCCAAGUGUGCUUCUGCGAGAAACCCGAUUUUGUGACCAAGUGCGAGGACACGGCGCUGAAUCUGUUCAAGUAUAAUGCGCUGGGUGGGAUUUUGGGCGCCUGGGCAGGGAGUGUGGUUGCGCCUCUCGACUGGGGCCGCGAGUGGCAGGCCUAUCCGAUUCCGAACGUGAUUGGAGCUCUUUUAGGAAGCGCCUUGGGCAACAUAUACGCCUGUACGCACGUACUCUACGCCACAGCCCGUGUUUACAUGACAAAAAAACGAACUUAAGCAUAAUAAAAGCUAUUAAUCCUGCCACCAAGAUUAUUACGUUGCGCUGCCACUGAAAUCCACACGAAUUCCAAUCAUCUAUUAAGAACCACGUCAUCAUCUCGUCUAGUCAGCAGCUUAGAAAUUACCAAAAAGCAAUUAACACUUUAAUGUUACAUGUUUAAGCAUUUUACUAGAGUGUAAUACAUAUUAUUGAAUUCUUUUUCUAAAUCAAUCAAUUAAUAAACUAACAAAUUAUAAAUUUAA
Drosophila ficusphila is the source of this 1044-nucleotide messenger RNA. RefSeq lists its product as uncharacterized. The transcript has a single exon. Lineage: Eukaryota; Metazoa; Arthropoda; Insecta; Diptera; Drosophilidae. The record is from RefSeq and is a predicted model, not a curated record. Gene Ontology annotation, biological process: GPI anchor biosynthetic process. The coding region runs from base 88 to 798 and encodes 236 amino acids. Gene Ontology annotation, cellular component: endoplasmic reticulum membrane.